UCCUUCCUUCCCUUCCCUUCAAGCCCAUUUAUUCCCCCUUCCCCUUCUAAAUCUCUCCAUCCAUCUAUAAACCGAACCCACCCUUAAAACCCUCUCUCCGUCUACCUCAUUCCCUUUCUCUCCAAUGGAAAAGCUCGCACCUUUCUGUGUCAUUUUACCUUGGACAGCCUGCUUUGCCCUUCUCCCUCUCUUCCUCGUGUUCUCGUUCUCCUCCGGGGCCUCCGGCGCCACCUCCAUCCAGAACCUCCUCCAGAACCACGGCCUCCCUGGCGGACUCCUUCCCAAUGCUGUGGAGUCCUUCUCCCAUGAUUCCUCCUCUGGCCUCCUGGAUGUCCGCCUCGUCCGCCCCUGCUACGCCCGCUUCGACGACGGGCUCGCUUACUUCGAAAGCCAGGUGCGGGGCAACCUCAGCUACGGCGCGCUCCGCGGGGUGGUCGGGUGGUCGCAGGAGGAGCUCUUCUUGUGGCUCCCCGUCAAGGGGAUCGUCGUCGCCGACCCGGCCUCGGGCGUCAUCCUCUUCGACAUCGGCGUCGCCCGCAAGCGGCUCGCCGUCUCGGCCUUUGAGGAACCGCCGGACUGCAUCCCGGCGGAAGACGAAGCGGCGGCCGGAAUAGGGCUCGUUGGCAGAAGAGAAGGAUUCCUGCAUCAGAGACAAUAACUAGGACCAUAUAAUAUUCCUCUUCCUCUGUAUUCAAUAUUCAUCUCUCUCUCUCUCUCUCUCUCUCUCCCCUUUACUGAGACUUAUGCUGUGCAGUACAUGGAAAAUGGUAAAUGUCUUUAAAACGAUUUUAUUGCCUCUCCUUCUUCGUUCA
Musa acuminata AAA Group (dessert banana) is the source of this 812-nucleotide messenger RNA. RefSeq lists its product as uncharacterized. The coding region runs from base 125 to 658 and encodes 177 amino acids. NCBI's taxonomy places the organism in Eukaryota, Viridiplantae, Streptophyta, Magnoliopsida, Zingiberales, Musaceae. The record is from RefSeq and is a predicted model, not a curated record. The transcript has 2 exons.